AUGGCUGAAGUUGCGCUCGCCAAUGGACACGCCCACGGCCUCAACGGCCAUGCUGACUUCCAGAUGGCUGACCCUUCCCCAGCCUCUGGUGCAUCCAGUUUACGUUUCAGCAGCGGCCUCAUCCUUCCCCCACCUGACAUAAAGGCCGUCAUCGACCGAACAGCUACCUACGUUGCUCGUUCCGCUAACCCGCCGCAAUUCGAAGAGAGGGUACGAGAGGGACAACGUGCCGACCCGAAAUUCUCUUUCCUCAACCCCGCCGAUCCAUACCAUGCGUACUAUCGGGACAGAAUGGACAAGGUUGCGCGGGGUGAAGUUGAUGACGAGUCCGCCCCAAAAGAAAAGGGCGCAGAGGUGACUGAAGCCCGUGAACCUGUUGAUAUCGGAGUCGAACCUCCUCCUCCAGAAUUUAUCCUCGAUCUACCAAACAUCAGCCCAAUUGACUUGGAUAUCAUGAAGCUCACAGCUCUGUUUACUGCUCGUCGUGGCCGAAGCUUCUUGGCCACCCUUUCUUCGCGUGAAGGUCGCAACUAUCAGUUCGAUUUCUUGCGCCCAACACAUUCUUUGUUUGGCUACUUUAAUCGGUUGGUGGAGCAGUAUACCAAAGUCAUCCAGCCUAAUAAGGAGAUGCUGGAACAGCUAAAAGAGCGCACGAAAGAAGGAGCGAAAUGGAAAAUGCUCGAGACCGCUCGCCAACACGCCAAAUGGGAGAAAAACAAGCGCGAAAAGGAGCAAAAGAGGUAUGAUGACCAAGAGGCGGAAAAACGUGCCUUUGCUGAGAUUGACUGGCAUGAUUAUGCCAUUGUGCAAACCAUCGAAUUUACAGCCGUGGAUGCCAACUCCGAACUUCCUCCUCCUAUGAGCGUGCAGGAGGUUGAAAAUAUGACGUUGGCUCAGAAGCGCAUGGCUGCAAUGAUUAUGGAAACAACAGCCGACGACAUCGAAGCGCAUCGUUCACGCCAGGCUGCCGCCGAGGCCGAGGCUGCGGCUGCUGUCGGAGGCGCUGGAGCUGGAGAUGAAGAAGAUGCUGAGAUGGAACAGAGUGACGAUGAGGAAGAGGUUGCGAACAAGCAGAAGAAGGAACGCGAAGACAUUCAAAGAGCUAUCGCUCAAGCUCAAGCUUUGCAAGCCAAUGCAAUGAAUCCUGCCGGUCCUAUGAAGAUCAGGACGGAUUAUGUACCCAAACUCGGAGAGAAGAAGAGCAAGGUUGCAAUGACUACAUGUACAAUUUGUGGUCAACAAAUCCCUGUCGACGAGCUCCAGGAGCAUAUGCGUAUCGAGCUGCUAGAUCCCAAAUGGAAGGAGCAGCGAGACAAUCUCGAAGCUCGCAAAGCCCAAGCAUCAGAAUUACAGAGGGGUGCCAAUGUCGUGGCCUCUUUGCAAGGCCUGGCGCGUACUCGUGUGGAUAUUUUCGGAACAGAGACAGACGAGGAACGAAGGAAGCGCGAGGAGGCUGCGGAGAGGGAGAAGCGCAAGGAAAGGGAAAAGGUUGUUUGGGAUGGUCAUACUGCCAGCAAAGCCAACACCCUGGACAAGUUCUCCAGGAAUGUCAAUACCGACGAGCAGAUUGCCGCCAUUCAUCGUGCAAAGGGUCUUGGACCACAAGAAGCAAAUGCCAUUGGUCCUGGAAUUGGCCCAGCUGCUGUCCCUCCUCCUUUGACUUCUCUCCCUCCUGCUCCUGCAUCACUCCCAGCGCCUCCUACAAAUUCAGGAGCGUAUUCUGCUGCCACUAUCUCCUCAGGACCACAGCCUGCCUCGAUGUACAGUGCACAACCACCUGUCAUGCUUCCACCUUUACACUACCAGGGUAUGGACUCUGCUCAGCCAUUUGGCUAUCAGCCUGCACCUCCAGUUGCACCUGGCAUGCACCCAACCCGUAUGGCGGCGCUUGCUGCGGCUAACAGCGUCAUCCAGAGCGUUCAGGCCGGAAUGGUACGGUCUGCUGAUGAAAUGGAAGGUGGAAACCCCGACGAAAUACCCCCUGCCAAAAGGCAGCGCGUCGCCAAGCUUCCUGGCGGUGCUCUUUAUCCUGAAGAAGACUGGAUCUCAAUGCACCCGCAUCCUAUUUCUCUUCAAGUACAGAUGCCUAAUGACCCAUCAAAGCCCGAAUGGAAAUUGCAAGGCCAGGUCGUCACAAUCCCCGAUUUACCCCUCAACCUCCUUGUGUCGACAUUACGAGACCGUAUCUUGCAGCACACGGGCAGCACCGUACCAGCAUCCCGAAUCCGUCUGUCCUACAUGGGCAAAAUGCUGACCAACUCAACGUCAAUCGCCUACUCCAAUCUGGAGGACGAAGACAUGCUGGUCUUCAGCGUUCGGGAUGCCAAGAAAAAGUAA
Molecule: messenger RNA, 2337 nt
Organism: Psilocybe cubensis
Lineage: Eukaryota; Fungi; Basidiomycota; Agaricomycetes; Agaricales; Agrocybaceae
Exons: 7
Coding region: 1-2337 (778 amino acids)
Biological process (GO): mRNA cis splicing, via spliceosome; regulation of alternative mRNA splicing, via spliceosome
Cellular component (GO): catalytic step 2 spliceosome; U2-type prespliceosome; U2 snRNP
Molecular function (GO): RNA binding; protein binding
Source: RefSeq, a predicted model, not a curated record